AUGUUUGUGAUGCGUCAGGAAGAUAUAAGUACCUGUGGUGUCAUCGUUCCAUCCAUUGGAAACUUAGCUAUAGGCGCUGCUUACCAUGGCGAUUGCUUAGGUAUUCAGGUAACAGUCGUCCUUCCUGAUCGAACACCGCCCGCGCUAGCGCAACGUUGCUCCGAAUUGAAUGCUGACGUUGUUAUCUGUGGUGAAACUCUCGAAGACUCCACAAAUUAUGCUAAGAAGGUGCACAUGGAGACUGGUCAGAUACUUUUAAGUCCAGAUGACCCGCUGGUGAUGGCGGGCUUGGGUACCGUUGGCAUGGAGAUCAUCACACAGCUGCCAGAGGCGGACGCGGUGAUCGUGCCAGUCGGCAGCGGGGGACUGUUGGCGUCGGUGCUUGUCGCCUGCAACAAGCUGAAGUGCUCUUGUCUUGUAUACGGAGCGGAAUGCUCCAAGGUUCCGAAGAUGAUGAAGGCAUGUCAAGCUGGACAUCCUAUAGGAGUGCCCGUGGUAGCGAAUCUCGCUGAGGGGCUUAACACUUGUAUAGUAGGCAGAAAUGCCUUCGCUACCAUUAAGGGACGUCUGGAUAGAAUGUUAGAAGUGGACGAGAUGUAUAUCGCGCGCGCUAUAAUAACGGUGCUUGAGCGCGAACGGCUGGUCGCUGACGGGGCUGGAGUGUGCUCCCUUGCCGCCGUCAUGCAGGGCCUGGUGCCCGAAUUGCGAGGGAAACGCACUGUGUGCGUCGUAACCGGCGGCAAUGUGGACUCCAGUCGGUUGGCUCGCAUUAUUCACCGGGGCCUCAGCGCGUGCAGCCGCCUGCUUCGCUUCGCGGUCCCGAUGGCCGACAACCGGUGCGGUCUCGAGAACCUCGCCAAGAUCAUUGCCGACGAGCACGCUGUGCUCAAGAGUUUGGUGACGGAGCAAAUGUGGGUGCAGAGCGACGUCGGCACCACUUGGGUCGACACGGUAGGCGCUUUGCUCGAUUUAUUGUUUCGUUUCGCCGAGCUCAAAACGGUCGCGAUAAUAAAGGCAAAUGCUGUAGUAGAGACAGCUAACGAGGAACAUUCAGAAAACUUCAAGGAUCGCAUUCGUCAUCUGUAUCCUUCUGCAAGAUUUGCUGUUGUGGAUCUCAAUGAUAAGAAAUGUCCACCUCGUGGACCACCAUCUCAAUCA
Messenger RNA from Iphiclides podalirius (scarce swallowtail), 1158 nucleotides. The record is from the annotation of a GenBank genome assembly. Lineage: Eukaryota; Metazoa; Arthropoda; Insecta; Lepidoptera; Papilionidae.